UUCUUCUUAUUAGUUUGCCAAUGCAAGCCUUUAUUUCAUUGCUUAUUUGCUUGCUUACAAGAGUUUAAUAACUAACUAGCUGCAGUUUGUUGGCUUCCAUUCCUUUCAAUCCGUUGAACAUGGCACAAGGUGUUUGGCAGAACAUGCCACAACGUGUUUGGGAGCCAUCAUUACAUCCAUCGGUGCCCAAUACAAACACAGGGCCACAAGGUGUGUUGGAGCCAUCAUUACAUCCAUCAGUGCCCAAUACAAGCACAUGUCCACGAGGUGUUUGGAAUAUACCACAAAGUGUGUCGGAGCUAUCAUUUUGUCAAUCAGUGCCCAAUACAAGCACAGGGCCAGGUGUGUCGGAGCCAUCAUUACAUCCAUCAGUGCCCAAUACAAGCACAAGGCCACAAGGUGUUUGGCAGAACAUGCCACAACGUGUUAGGGAGCCAUCAUUACAUCCAUCGGUGCCCAAUACAAGCACAGGGCCACAAAGUGUGUUGGAGCCAUCAUUACAUCCAUCAGUAGUGCCCGAUACAAGCACAGGGCCACAAGGUGUGUCGGAGCCAUCAUUACAUCCAUCAGUGCCUAAUACAAGCACAGGGCCAUCAGUGCCCAAUACAAGCACAGGGCCACAAGGUGUGUCGGAGCCAUCAUUACAUCCAUUAGUGCCCAAUACAAGCACAGGGUCGUCAGUGCCCAAUACAAGCACAGGGCCACAAGGUGUGUCGGAGCCAUCAUUACAUCCAUCAGUGCCUAAUACAAGCACAGGGCCAUCAGUGCCCAAUACAAGCACAGGGCCACAAGGUGUGUCGGAGCCAUCAUUACAUCCAUCAGUGCCCAAUACAAGCACAGGGUCAUCAGUGCCCAAUACAAGCACAGGGCCACAAGGACAUGAAUAUAGUCAGUACAAACCUUUCUUUGAGGCUGUGCAAGCUGGUCGCUGGGAAACUGCAAAGGACUUUUACAUCCAACAUCCAGAGGCAGUAAGAGUAAGACAUCCAUUUUAUGGGAAGACAGCUCUUCACAUUGCAGUUGAAGCUGGGCAUGUGGAUAUUGUCAAAGAAUUGGUGUCGUUGAUGGAUGAGGACGACUUGGAAAUAAAAUCAGUAGGUCGGACAGCUCUUGCUAUUGCUGCAACUAAAGGGAUUAUCGAAAUGGCUCAAUGCAUGGUAACAAAGAACCAAAAAUUACUCAGCAUUCCCAAUGCUUUCAACGAUCUUCCAAUUGUGCAAGCUUAUUUGGACGGUGAAUGGCAUAUGGCUCGAUAUCUCUACUCCGUCACUCCACUUGAAGAUUUAAUGCCAGCCAAAGGACCUCAUGGCGCUUCAAUAAUCUCCGUUUGUUUUUCAGCUAAAGAAUUUGAUGUCUCAUGGGAUUUAAUUCAACGUUGCCCAAAAUUGGCCGUUACUAUGAACCGCCUAUUGCUCACCCCUUUAGAAGCUUUGGCAUCGAACCCUUCAUUCCUGAGCGGUGCGGAGCUCAAUUUCUGGCAACAAUGGGUUUAUGACUGUCUAUAUAUACAACCUCCUCCUCGCAUCAAUCAUAUCUGUGUAACUGUUCAAAAUGAAGAAAAUCCCCAAGCUAAUAACGGAGGGAGUUUAUUUCGCUCAGUGGGAGGUUUAGUGGAACGGCUUGUUUCCCAUUCAGAAAAACAAAAGGAAGGGCUUGUUUCGAAAAUCGUUCAGAUACUUGGAAUCAAACGCAUAUAUGAAAUGAAGAUUGUCCAUGUCAACUUACUUGCAUUUUUAAAGCUCAUCUGCGAAGAGAUAAAUAAAGAUUUCGAUAUGCAACAAAUGAGUUAUCCCUCUGUGAGGUCGGCAAUCUUCCUAGCUGUUAGGAAGGGGAACGUGGAGUUUGUUACUCAUAUGUGUAAAGCAAAUCCUGAACUUCUGAUGUUAGUAAAUGACAGGGCAAGGGGCAUAUUUCACGUUGCCAUCGAAUGUCGUCAAGAAAAGAUUUAUAACCUUAUAUACGGGAUCUCUACUAAAGACUCUAUCGCAAAUUCAGCCGAUGGGGAUAGUAAUAACAUGCUGCAUAUCGCUGGGUUGUUGUCCCCAUCUGCACAGCUUAAUCAAAUUCCAGGUGCAGCAUUGCAGAUGCAGCGUGAACUACAAUGGUACAAGGAAGUAGAGACUAUUGUACCUCCUAAGUGUCUUGAGUUUAUGAACAGCGGUGAAAAUUUGAAACCAAGGGAACUAUUUACAAAGAAUCACAGUGAAUUGCUAAAGGAAGGAGAAAAAUGGAUGAAAGAGACGGCAACUUCUUACACUGUUGUAGGUGCUCUUAUUAUCACCAUCAUGUUUGCCGCAGUAAUCACAAUUCCUGGAGGAAAUGGAGAUACCGGUUUUCCCACAUUCAACCAUGAAAAAUUGUUUAUGUUAUUUAUAAUUUCAGAUGCUAUAUCACUCUUUUCUUCCACGACUGCAACAUUGACGUUUCUCGGAAUUCUCACGUCACGUUUCGCAGAAGAUGAUUUCUUGAAAUCCUUACCCACAAAAAUAAUAAUUGGUCUUGCCACUCUCUUUUUGGCUAUUGCAACCAUGAUGAUUGCAUUUUCCGCUGCCCUUCUAAUUAUAGUUCGUGGACAUUCUUGGAUUGUGAUUCCGGCCAUCCUUCUUUCAAGUGUUCCUGUCACUUUAUUUGCUUGGAUGCAAUUCCCCCUCCUAGUUAGAAUUAUCGUUUCUACUUACGGAAAAGGAAUAUUUAAUAGGAAUGUGAAACGUUGGUUGUAAAGGUUUUUCAUUAUUUUAUAUUUCUUAUUGUAUCUGUUUAUGUGAGAUUCCAAAAUUAGAGGUGUAACUGAUUCGAUGAAUUAUAUAUUAAGGAAUAAAUUGGUGGUAUAUGUAGAACAUCUCAUUUACAAAUGAAGAGGAACACCACUAAACUGUAUUACUAAA
Molecule: messenger RNA, 2885 nt
Organism: Malus domestica (apple)
Lineage: Eukaryota; Viridiplantae; Streptophyta; Magnoliopsida; Rosales; Rosaceae
Source: RefSeq, a predicted model, not a curated record